This is a messenger RNA of Paramormyrops kingsleyae, 3175 nucleotides long. Its product is annotated as LIM domain only protein 3-like. NCBI's taxonomy places the organism in Eukaryota, Metazoa, Chordata, Actinopteri, Osteoglossiformes, Mormyridae. Gene Ontology annotation, biological process: positive regulation of transcription by RNA polymerase II. The record is from RefSeq and is a predicted model, not a curated record. Gene Ontology annotation, cellular component: nucleus. Gene Ontology annotation, molecular function: transcription coactivator activity; DNA-binding transcription factor binding.
UGCUUGCGUUAGAGCAGCUUUCAGCAGGAACUGACUGACCUUUUCUUUACUACACUAUGUAUCAGAGGUGUAGGACUGGACUGGGUACACUGUUCAGCAGCCCCACAGUCACUGAUGCGAGAAUACUACGAGAUCGGACAUAAAAGCGGACACAUGUGGCCGGGUUGCAGAAUAACUACCGCUGGAUCCAUGCGGACCUCGUUAUUUUCAAUUUAAAGAUCUCAAAGAAGCGGCUCGGUCGAUACCUGGUCUACAGGUAGUUCAGCUCUAAGGGGAGACAGCUGACAGCUACUCUCCGGUGUCUACCAUUAGCCCUGCUCCUAACUUGCUCAAGAAGGCAUACAGAUGCUCUCCGCCCAGACAGAUGCCACGCCCAAGGGCUGCGCCGGCUGCAGCCGCAGGAUCAGGGACCGCUACCUGCUGAAGGCCCUCGACAAGUACUGGCACGAGGACUGCCUGAAAUGCGCCUGCUGCGACUGCCGGCUGGGCGAGGUGGGCUCCACCCUCUACACCAAGGCCAACCUCAUCCUGUGCCGGCGGGACUACCUGCGGUUGUUCGGCGUGACAGGAAACUGCGCUGCCUGCAGCAAGCUCAUCCCUGCCUUCGAGAUGGUCAUGAGGGCCAAGGACAAUGUGUACCACCUAGACUGCUUCGCCUGCCAGCUGUGCAAUCAGAGGUUCUGUGUGGGUGACAAAUUCUUCCUGAAGAACAACAUGAUCCUGUGCCAGACGGACUACGAGGAGGGCCUGGUGAAGGAAGGCUAUACCGCCCAAGUUCGCUGAAGCCCCUUGGAGGAUGCGGAAGAGGCCGGCCUCUGAAGGAACCCGCAGUCUCAGACUAAAAGCACCCACUGCUAAUCCGGGCUCACCUUCCUAUAUGUAUAUAACAACCCCCCCUCACCCCCUGCAAAGUGCGGCCUCAGAUGGAGACCUCAGUGAAACAGCAGUGGAGAGGACCAGGAUGUUCUCCUGAUGGACAACUUUUGUUUCUCAGCUAUUCCUACAAGCACAGCUAGUAUAAAGACUUCACUAGAUACUGGGGGACCAGCGAAGAUCUCAGACUCGAGUGGGUGGGUCAAAGAACAGAAGCAACCUUAAAAUCUCAGGUUGAACAGGGUUCCUCUAAUGGGAGAAGAGCAUCCCCAGUCCACAAGAUUCUGUCGUUCCUGUUCUGAAGUAUGUAAUUAACUGAACUGAAUUUGGUUGUGAACGUUUCCCCAAACCCACUCCAGAAAAACUGAGUUGCGGAACAAGUGUCUUUUUUUUUUUUUUAAUUGCUGUAUAUAUUUGAACGGGUCUGAUGAGUUAAGAAGUUUGAAAUGCAAACACUUGAAUUUUGUGGUUCUUUAUUUGCAUUGGAUCUUUUUAGGACGGCAUGUUAAAAAGUAUGGAGGGUAUUGACGCUGUGGUGACCAUGCUGCACAUAUCUGUUGCCUUAUUGCAUGGUCUGUUGGACAGUGCAGAGAAGAAGGUGUGAGUUAUGCUGUACAUGAUGGUCGUCGGAUCCAAUGUAGCACAGUAACUCAGUUCACAUGCUAGUACGGGAAAUAGCUUUUAUUAAUUUGAUCUUUUUGAAUUGUAUCUCUAUAAACACGUUUAGUAUUCAUUUUACCCAGCAUGGACUACUGUUAUACAUGAAAUACAGCAUCAUAAUCAUUUUAAACACAGAUGGUAAUACAGGUUUAUUGUGUUACGCUUUGUGACGUCAUUAUUUUUGGAUCGGUAGUAAUUGCAAAUCAUCUGCUGCGAAACCAUCACCUUGCAUACUGAGGCCUUUUACUGGAACUAUCUUUCUGGUAAAUAAUAGGACCAGCCUCCCUUAACUAACUUUGUAUAACUCAGAAGAUACUUGUUCCCCUAAAUUAACAUUUCUAUGUGAAAAUCAUGGAAUUUAUAAUUGGAUUUAUCCAUGCUGUUUUUCCCCAAUAAAUAGGGAAAAAAAAUGGAAUUUCUUAAUGGACUUUAUGCGCUUUAACUUGCCAUUUUAAAGACAGAAUAACUCGAGCCCUUCUGGUAGCUAAUCUAUAGAUGAAUGACACUGGCAGCUUUAGCGAACUGUACCCUCACAAGCACUGUCCGGCUUAGUGGAUUGAGAUUUAUUCAUUCCUUUAUUUUUUUAAUCCCAGUUUGUAAAGCACAAGUGGUCACGUGAGCUGCACUGUGGCACUGGACAGCUGGUGGCACACAAAAGAUUUUCAAAUUAAUACACUGAUAAUGAAAUAAAAGCCUCACACAAAACGGGGAUAAAGUCCCUUCAAGCUCACAAAAGCGAGCUGAAACCCAGCUAAAUGAGCUUAAGAACAAAAACUAUUAUGUUAGAUACAAAAACCCCACAUGCAGCUCUCCACUGACACACUCCCUUACGCUCACCUAACUGACCCUAUUUAAAACUUAGCAAGUCAAUUAGGGCAACAGGACCAGCUGAGUUUCGUUAAUUGAAGAGUCUGCCGGUUAGUAAUCAGUUGCCAUGGUAACGGAAAGCGCCGCGCCGUCCCUGUGCCCGCCAGGGUCUCAUGAACUCUUUAAACCUGCUCUUGGACUCACCAAACAUACCCAUUUUAAAUUUUGGCCGGAAAUUGAAUUAUUGAAAUAAUAUUCAAAAUACAUUUUACAGAAUGCAUAAAGAUUUAAAAAAGCUUAAAAAAAUACAUUCUUCUCAAAUAUUAUAAUUGGUGAUCCAGAAGCCGAAAUAGAACUUUAUCAUUCAUGUAUUAUGCUUACAUUAAUGUGCACCCUGUGAACCUGCGAACACCUGUUUUUGUUUAAAUAUUUUCAUUUCAUUUUUGAUUUUGUUAAAUAUAGCCAAUGCACCUUUUCCAAGAGUUGCCCUGUCACGUCAGCAGAUAAAAAAAGAUGAUGACGUAUACAGCAUGUAUCCCGAAUAAUGUUUGAAGGUCAUACAGUCGUGCAGCAGCUGCGCCGCUUCCGCUAACAAUCAUCCACAGAUGAAAGCUAUUGCCGUUUAAAAGAUUAAGGCAAAUUCAGGCAAAUAAAAAAAAAAAAAACAUUCAACCCAAAGAUCACACAUCAAGAGCCUUAAAAGGAGCAAGCAACAUGGUAUUCAUGAAUCCUUUGAUUUGGUGUUGAGCGCGUAUGUGUCUGAUGCCUGCAUCACCAAAGGCACCUUAUUAAACGAUGGUUGUUUGAUUCAUCAUCUCUCUAUAGAGAUAUUCAG